Messenger RNA from Vitrella brassicaformis, 1783 nucleotides. Lineage: Eukaryota; Vitrellaceae. The record is from the annotation of a GenBank genome assembly.
GCCGGCCGUCCCCGUCGCCGUCAGCGUACCCGCCCCGCCCUUCUACCACCAUCCCGCGUGGCCUGGCGCCAAGGUCGAUGACUCCCUGGCGGCGUUCGAGGGCGAUCUGGGUAUGGGUGGGGCUGGUGGCGGCAAGGGCGGCAAGAAGAAGGGCGGCGGGAGGGGCAAGGGGCUCAAGGCAGGCUUCAGGCCGGCGCCGCUCAAGAUACAGAAAAAGAAGGGCAUCCACGCGGCAACCGACCAGCGCCCCCCACCCAUGCCGCCGCACUUCUUUCAAGUCGCUCCGCCGGGCGCCAUGGGGCCGGGCCCGUUUGUGGCUCAGGGGUUCGCCGUGGGCAAUGCGGUGCCUGAGGGCGGGAUGGGCGCGAUGCCGCCCCCGCCCCCACACAUGCAGCACAUGAUGCCGAUACAUGGGUUUCUGCCGCCGCUGCCCGAGCACCCCUUCGCGCACGACGUGCGGCGUGGGGGUCCCCCGCCCCCUCCCCAUCUCUGGCAGCAGCUGAAGCCUCAGAUCUCGUCUGGUGCGCCGGUGACCCCGUCGGGGCGCACGAACGUGAGUCAGACGGGGAGCGAGUCCAACAGCAGCCCCCAGAAGAGGAAGGCCACUCUGCACAACGUGCCCCCCACCUUCUCACACGACGCCCAUGUCGACCCCCUGGCCACACAGCGGGACAAGGUAAGGAAGCGAACCAGCACAGCAAGCAGGAUGACGCCACUGGUCAUUGUGUCUGUGUCUCUCCCUCCCUGUGUGUGUCUCUCUGCGCAGGAGUACUCGCCUCCGCCGCGCGUGAUGGUCGCACCGGCCCCCCCGCCCCCCUCCGCGCCACUGCCUGCGCCUGCGGGCUCGCCCGGCAUGUCGCCCACCAAGACGACGCUCUCACACCUGUUGUAUCCGCCCAACUCACCGCAGCCCCGCCCGAGGCCGACCCCGCCACCGUCGCCGGCCCAGUCGUCUAUGCCGCCACCGGCCCUGCCCUUCGGACACCCACAUGGCCCUUUCGUUCCACCAGGGCCGAUGCCGAUGCCCAUGCCUGGUGUGGGUGGUGUGGGUGUUGACAUGACCAACAACCCGCUGAUCAGCCUUGCCAAGGGCGGAGGGCCACCGGUGCACCAGCCACCGCCAUUUGCACACGCACAGCAGCCGAUGCAGAUGCAGCAGUGGCCGCGCCCACCACCACCGCCACCUGCACCACCAUCGGCACCGGCCUCCGGUGCUGUGGGUGGCCUGGCCGGGGGAGCGCCUCUCGGAGCGGGGGGCAAGGGAGCGAUCGGUCCUGGUGCUGGUGCGGCUUCCGUUAUGGGAGCGAGCGCCCUCGGCCUGACGCGCCGGAGCCGCGAGAGCACCCCUGCCGCCGUGGCGAGGGACGCGCCUGAUCCAUGGGGCGUCAAGGCUGGAGGGGAGGAGGGCGGCACCCCUUCAUCGAUGGGCCCGUCCGGCGCGUCAUGCGACGACGAUUCCAAGCGCGCCAACCUCAAGAAGCGGCCGCGUGAGUGGGGCAGCAGCAGCGUGGUGGAGGUGGCCGCCUCGCCACACCCACUGGAGACAGCCAUCCCCCCUCUACAGAAGAGAGAGAGCGAGAGCCCGGAGUCGUCAUUUCUCAAGGGCGGGCGAGUGGGGAUGCGAGGGACCAGCCCUCCGCUGCUGCCGUCGAUGUCGCUGCCUGGCGCUGGCGGGAGCGGUCGUGGUGGUGUUGGUGUUGGUGUUGGUGGUGGCCCCCAGCCGAUGGAGGUUGACAAGAAGGGACGGGGGGAGGGAGAGGGGGAGGGGGCCACCACGCAGUGA